Molecule: messenger RNA, 612 nt
Organism: Nicotiana attenuata
Lineage: Eukaryota; Viridiplantae; Streptophyta; Magnoliopsida; Solanales; Solanaceae
Exons: 2
Coding region: 1-612 (203 amino acids)
Molecular function (GO): protein binding
Source: RefSeq, a predicted model, not a curated record
AUGGAUUUCUCCGACAGCAACAUGUGGCGUGAUCUUCUACUUCAAGCAGUCCUAAUUCUAGCUACAGUUCUCAUGUUCCUUUUCAUGUACAAUAUUCCCCAGAAAUUCUUCUCGAAGCUUCGUCUACGAAACCGAGCCGACAUGCAAGCGAAGCGCCAUUUCGUCCAAGGAGCUCAGGUUCUUUCCCAAGCCAAAUCAUCCGCCGCCAAGGAUCGAUCCGCCGCCGCUUCGCUUGCCAAAUCGGCUGAAUCCGAAGCGGACUCAGCCAUCGCUUUAGACCCGAGAGAUGCCGCGGCUCACAUACUCAAGGCUUUAGCUCUCGAUUUGCAGGGAUUUAAGACGUCAGCUCUUGAUUCGCUUGAUAUCGCGCUUUCGCCGUUAGCGGUGAAGUCGCUGUCGGAGCCGGAGAAAGCGGAUGCUUUGUUUAAGCGAGCUAAGAGUUGCGUUCGGUUGAAGGGCGAUAAUGUUAAGGCUUUUUGUUUGUUGGGCGAUUGUUACGAGAAAAAGGGCUUAAAGGAGGAGGCCCAAGAGGUUUAUGAAAAAGCCCUAAAAGUUCAGCCCAAUUUUGCUCCUGCUCGAGAGGCACUUGACCGAUUGAAUUCGGAGUCUUGA